AAAACAAAACAUAUUUGUCGCUCAAACUGCGUUCUGUGUCAAUGUGUGACUUUAAAGUGUAUUUUCGUUCGAAAUUUUCGUCAAGAAUCUCCAAACAUCGAUUCAACCCUAUUUAUUAACCCAAAAGAAACCCCGCUUCGAAAAGAAGUUACAUCCAAGUUCUUGUAAAGCAACCUAACCUCACUUCAUUUUCUUGUUUUGGCGGAUUCAUUCUAAAUUAUGUCCGAUCUAUCUUUUAGCGAUUUUUUCGCAAAAUCCAAAGAAGCCGGAGACGUUAAAGCACAAGAUCACGUGAUUAAUCAAAUUUUUUUCUCUUGUGCGGGGGAAAAUGAUACGCUGGUAAAUACGGAUAAGUUAAUUUCGUUUAUUACGCCGUUUUUACACGAUAAUGCAAGGGCCGCAACUCAAUUAAGAAAUGUAAUUGAUCCGAAUAAUUUAAACGAAGAAAUCGAUUUCGAUCAAUUUUACUUGUUGAUGGAGACUUGGAUAUCUACGAUGUCAGUUGGGGAAGAUUUUCAUCGUUCUGAUUUUCAUGGGGUUGAUUAUGGUGAUUUGGACUGUAAGGAUAAGGGGAAAAGUAAUAAAGAUUUAAAUAAAACAAACCUUGAGGAGCAAAUUCAAGAAUUGGAGUAUCAAAAGAAGAAAAUGGCAGAGGAGAUGGAACAGGUUAAAUUGGAGCUUGCAAAUAGCUUGGAAAUCAACGAAAAUUUGCAAGAUCGUUUGGAUAAAUCGUUAAAAAAGAUCAAGGAGGAACAAAAAUUGGUGGAAAAGCUUCAAGAAUCGCUCAAAAAUAAAGAUGAAGACCACGAUGUUGAAACUGAACGAAUUAAAAAACUUUAUGAUGGGUUACAAAAGAAGAUUAUAUCCUUAGAAAUAAAAAUUGCUGGUUACAAUGAUGAUUUGAUCGAGCUACAGAAUGAAAAUGAAAAAUUGGAGGAGAAAAACCAACGAUUAUUGAAGGAGAAAGAUGCGAUCGUUGAUGAAUUGUUCACGUUACAAAAAGAAAUUAACGAAUGGAAAGAGGAUUUUGCAUCACAACAAGAAUUAUACGCGACUCUCCACGAGGAAAAGAAAAAUCUUGAAGAUACCGUUGAAGAGUAUUUAUGCGAAAUUGAAAAAUUAAGAUUUGAAAAAACCACUUUGGAGAGUUUAUUGAAUAAAUCAACUUUUUCUUCGUCGUUUACUCAAUCUCGUUCAUUUAAUAAAAGCAACAAUAAAAGCGAUACGAAUCGUUCGAUGGAUGAUUUGUCGAAGGAAAGCGAUAGUGGGGAUGAGUUACCGAUUAAAUUGCAUUAUAUGGCUGCUAUGACCAACACUAAUGAGAGUUUACAAGAGGAAAUUAGCAAG
This is a messenger RNA of Onthophagus taurus, 1347 nucleotides long. The record is from RefSeq and is a predicted model, not a curated record. Lineage: Eukaryota; Metazoa; Arthropoda; Insecta; Coleoptera; Scarabaeidae.